AGGUCAAACAAACAAAACUAACUUAAGCUCGAAACAUAGCAAACGCAAAAGUACAACUGACCUUCCAUACAUGAAACAAAGGGAACUUAUAUACUGGCUGGUCAGACCAGGUUUAACACCCAGGGGGAGACUAACAAUUACUAAUAUAUAAACUACAAAAUAGCAAAAGAAAACUUCUAAACACUUACUCCAAAAGAAAUAUACUCAUAAUUAACAUUAACUGAAUAAAUGUACUAAAUACAAUACAAAUCAAAACUCAAAUAUCUUAAGGAAAAAUAAAACUAACCCCCCCUGACAUAACAAACAUUGGUAGAGUCCAAUUUGGGCCACCACCCCUAUAAAGCAUCUGUUAUUCCAAACGCCACCCCUUUGUCCCAGCAGCCUGCAGGGUGUGGACUCCGUAACACUGGUAAGCGCUUUUAAGAUGGCUGUGUGGCCACGGCUGCGGCCAUCACAGGGAAGAAACCACCAAAAAGAAGGGACUGAGGGAAUGAAAGGGAGGGAAGACGAUGAACCGACAAGAACCAAAGAAAGCACAAAGACUAAAUACAUAAGCCGUGGCUCGUUUCUCUCCAUGGCCCAGGUCUCUCUGCUGCUGCUGCUGCCUUCUGCACUGUCUCCGCUUACAGAGUGACAUCACUGGAGUUUCCCCACUGCAGAAGCCGCUGCCACAGCAUAAAUACUACAAGCUCUCUGGCAGAAGUUCACUCUAAACACAAUAGCAACACAAAGAAUCACCACAGAGCACUGGAAGCACCUGAGGACACAGCAUCCAGCCAAGUGUUUUAGUUUGUAGAUUUUUUCCUAAACUGCAUCAGUAAACCCUCAGAGUUGUGCACAGUAUGCUGGCCUACACAACAGCACCAAGUGACGUGGAGAUGGGUCAUGAGGAGAAGACUGUGGUUUUGGUUGAAAAGAAGUCCUCCACUGGGCGGAUAUGGACGAUGUCCGUGGCCCUUCUCGCUGUGGCCCUUUGUUUUGGAGGCGUCCUGCUGUUUGCUUUGUACUGGAGUGGAAGGCCGGAAAGUAUGACACAACCAGGCCAGACGGAAGCGCUAGUCAAGAAGGACACUGCUGAGAAAGAUCCCCACUACACGUUGAGGCAAAUCAGCAGCAAAGCCAAGGCAGCCAUCCACUUAGAAGGUAACUACGUAGACGGCGAGAGUAUGCAAGGCCAGCUGAAGUGGAGAAAAGAUCAAGGCCAGGCGUUCGCUCAGGGCGGCUUCCAACUGGUGAACAACGAGAUCAUUAUCCCACAAACCGGCCUCUACUUUGUCUACAGCCAGGCGUCGUUCAGAGUGGUCUGCAGCGAUGGCGACGAGGAGGGAGCGGGAAAACACAUCACACCUCCCAGCCACAGGAUCUGGCGCCACUCCGACUCCUUGGGUGGCAAAGCCUCUCUGAUGAGCGCAGUGAGGUCGGCGUGCCAGAACACUGCUCAGGAGGACAGCUACAGUGACGGACAGGGCUGGUACAACGCCAUUUAUCUGGGUGCAGUGUUUCAGCUGAACAAAGGAGACCGACUGUGGACGGAAACCAACCAGCUAUCGGAGCUGGAGACCGACGAGGGCAGGACUUUCUUUGGGGUGUUUGCACUUUGAAAUGACUCUUUGCUGUGAUACUAACAGAGACAAUACAAAGCUCUGCACAGUGCCAUCAUUUUUGGCGUUUUUUUAACAUAAUGUAUGUUUUUAAUAUUAUUAUUAUUAUUAUUAUUAUUAUUAUUAUUAUUAUUCAUCUUCAUGGUGAUGCAGUAGUGUUUCAAUCUCAAUGGAGAUAAAGCUUGUAGCCAAACAGGCAGUGCAGAUUUUUUUAAAUCCUAUAAACUGUAACAGUUUGCAACAUUAUUUAUGUUUUAGGCACUUUUUGUACAUUAUUUAAGCUGACCUGAGAUUGUAGUAGGCUAGACUUUCUCUGCUAGACAAAGCUCUUCACUGGAGAGUUUAGGUUCGAGGAUUAUGUACAGAACUAUUAUUACAACUUGUAUGUAUUUAUUUGUAUUUAUUUAUAUUUAUUUAUAUUUAAAUUGUUGGGGUAGGUGUUAAAAA
Molecule: messenger RNA, 2048 nt
Organism: Perca fluviatilis (European perch)
Lineage: Eukaryota; Metazoa; Chordata; Actinopteri; Perciformes; Percidae
Gene: tnfb
Product: tumor necrosis factor b (TNF superfamily, member 2)
Exons: 5
Coding region: 843-1601 (252 amino acids)
Biological process (GO): immune response
Cellular component (GO): membrane
Molecular function (GO): tumor necrosis factor receptor binding
Source: RefSeq, a predicted model, not a curated record